This is a messenger RNA of Mycena citricolor, 7573 nucleotides long. The record is from the annotation of a GenBank genome assembly. Lineage: Eukaryota; Fungi; Basidiomycota; Agaricomycetes; Agaricales; Mycenaceae.
GUCAGAACAACGCCGACGACUCAAGAGAUUUGACCACAACACUCGAGCACUCCACCCAAGAUAUCAUCCCGGAAGGCUGACUCGAGCUCUUCUUCGAUUACAUUGCACCAACUAUUCAACUUCUGGGAAUGUCUACGGUGGAGGUUCUAGACGAGAAGGCGAACGGUGGUCCUUCGAUGGAGAUUGAAGAGGUCGUUUCUGUCCGAGAUCAUGAAGCGUUCGCGGCCAAGCACAUACCCGACCUAGGACUCGACGUCAAAGAUUUUCAGGUCUUCACGUGGAAUUUGAAGAAUUGGAAUAGGCUGGAAAAGAAACUGACGAGUCCUGAAUUCGAAUGCGGCGGUCACAAUUGGCGCAUAUUGUUGUUCCCCUUCGGUAACUCCAACGCUCCUCCAAACGAUACGGUCUCCGUGUAUCUUGACUACGCCGAGCCCAAGAGAUCACCCGAGGGAUGGCAUGCUUGUGCCCAGUUCGCUCUUGUGAUCUCCAACAUCCACGACCCCACUGUGUACACCGUUAGCCAUGCGCAGCAUCGGUUCAUCGCCGAAGAAUCAGAUUGGGGCUUCACUCGGUUCAGCGAACUGCGCAAACUUUUCAACAAGCAGGAGGGCCAUUCCCGAGCGACGAUCGAAGAUGACUCCGCGGACGUUACUGUUUAUGUUCGGGUUCUAGAAGAUCCUACAGGCGUGCUAUGGCACAACUUUGUGAAUUACGACUCGAAGAAAGAGACGGGGCAUGUUGGGCUGAAGAAUCAGGGAGCCACGUGCUAUAUGAAUUCUCUGUUGCAAUCUCUGUACUGCACGCGAUACUUCGAAGGGUAUGCUGUAUAUCAGAUACCCACCGAAGAUGAUUCACCCACCGAGAGUGUUGCACUGGCACUCCAACGAGUCUUCUAUCAUCUCCAGAACUCGGACCAGCCCGUGGGCACAACCGAGUUGACCAAAUCAUUUGGAUGGAAAUCUCUGGACUCUUUCCUUCAACAUGAUGUGCAAGAAUUCAACCGAGUUUUGCAAGACAAAUUGGAGUCGAAAAUGAAGGCGACUGAAGGCGCCAUCGCGAAGCUCUUCGUCGGAAAGAUGAAAAGUUAUAUCAAGUGCGUCAACGUGGACUAUGAGUCGUCGAGGAUUGAGGAAUUCAACGACAUUCAGCUCAACGUAAAGGGUAUGAAGAACCUCCACGAGUCGUUCAAGGACUACGUUGCUGUUGAAAUGCUGGACGGCGAGAACAAGUAUGCGGCGGAGGGUUUCGGCCUGCAGGAUGCGAAGAAAGGAAUCAUUUUCGAGUCAUUUCCACCUGUGUUGCAUCUGCAGCUCAAGCGCUUCGAGUACGACAUGCAACGAGACGCAAUGGUCAAAGUGAACGACCGCCACGAGUUCCCGUUCGAAAUCGACCUGGGAGAAUUCUUGGAUGCCAGUGCCGACCGAUCGCAGCCAUGGGUCUAUAAACUCCAUGGGGUUCUCGUUCACUCUGGGGACUUGCACGGCGGUCAUUACUUCGCGCUGAUCAAGCCUGAUCGUGAAACGCGCUGGCUCAAAUUCGACGACGACCGAGUGACGCCUGUGACUGAUAAAGAGGUGUUAGAAGAUAACUACGGCGGUGAAGCGCAGGGCUUGGCUGCCGUUCAGCGCAAUCAAGUUCGGGCCUUGAAGCGAUUCACGAAUGCCUACAUGCUGGUUUACAUUCGCGAGUCUGCCAUGGACGACAUUCUUGCGCCGUUCACUGAAGAGGACACGCCUGCUCAUCUCAAGCGAAGGUUGGAUGAAGAGAGGCUCCAGAUGGAGGCCAAGAAAAGGGAGCGAGAGGAGCAGCAUUUGUUCCUGACGGCCAAGGUCAUCACUGAUGACACAUUCUCUCGACACGAAGGCUUCGAUUUGGCCACGUUCGACGAGAAGAAUUGGCCUCCGUCAGAAUUGCCCAGUUUCCGUGUUCUCAAGCAGGAAACGUACAGCACAUUCAAAACCCGAGUCGCCCAACAUUUUGGCUACCCCGAAAACCAAGUCCGGUUGUGGGUUUUAGUUAACCGACAGAACAAAACUGUGCGGCCAGACACCCCCAUCCCUGAGAACGAGCCGACACUGACGGUCGAAGUGAUCCGAAACAACAUGGCGGCCCGGCAGAAUGAUCUAAGGCUAUAUCUGGACAUCAUCCCCGACCCUUCGAAGCCGGACCCACCUGCGCAAUCCAUCAUGGUGUUCUUGAAGCACUUUGAUACCUCGAAGCAGAGCUUGUUGGGCGCCGGCAAAGUUUACAUGCUCCGAUCAGCAAAGGUCUCCGAAGUGACACAUGUGAUCAACGAACGGAUGCGAUGGACUCCUGGGACGCCACUCAAGCUUUACGAGGAAAUCAAGCCGGGCAUGAUCGAGUUGAUGAAGCCCAAGUUGUCCUUUGCUCAGAGCGAGAUCCAGGACGGCGAUGUCAUCUGCUUCCAGGUCGACAUGUCCGAGAAAGAGGUCGAAAGCCAAGGCCUAUACUCGAAUCCGAUCCAAUUCUACGACUUUCUGCAGAACAGGGUCAUGGUCGUGUUCAGACCCAAGUUUGAGGAAGUGGAUCAUGACCAUCCAGAAUUCAGUCUGGUGCUCAGCAAGAAACAGAAUUAUGAGACGAUGUCGACCAAGACGGGCGAGUAUCUGCGCCAUGAUCCCAUCAAAUUGCGAUUCACAACAACCCAUGCAUCGAAUGGAGUACCCAAAUCCAUUUUGAAACGGUCGCUGAACCAGAGCAUCGCCGAGAUAAUGGCGCCAAACUACAUCAAUCCGACGACGACCGUUAUUCUGUACGAGAAAUUGGACGUCAGCAUCGUUGAGCUCGAAACCAAGAGGAGCCUCAAGGUCAUCUGGACUGGCAUUCACAACAAGGAGGAAGCUACACAUCCAUUCCUGUUACCAAAGACGAGCAUGGUCAACGAUCUCGCCGAAAACAUUGCCAAGCACGUCACGCUAACGGCGGGGGGCACUCAGAAGAUCCGAGUGUUUGAAAUAUCCAAGGAUGGCAAAACUCAGAAGGAGUUCACAGGGACAGAAAUGAUCGGAAACAUCCCCGAGCCUGUGGAGCUGUACGCCGAGGUAUGUGACAGUUGGUUCUCCAUUGGAUUGCUUUCAACUAACGCGACUCUUCUUUGCAGGAGGUACCCCGAGAAGAACUCGAAGCCGACGACUUGGACAAGGUCAUAGGCGUGUUCCAUUUCUCGAAAGAGUUGUCUCGAACACACGGUGUCCCGUUCAAGUUUGUGGUGAAACGAGUAAGUUUGCGAUAUCUUUGCCGAGCCCACCCCUCAUGAGAUGCUGAAGGGCGAGAAAUUCGUGGAUACCAAGAAGAGAUUACAAGCUCGACUGGGAGUUCCAGACAGGGAAUUUGCCAAGUAUCGCUUUGCUAUCAUCCAGGUCUCGACAUUCAAGCAACCGUCUUACAUUGAGGACGAGGACAUGAUUUAUGAUCACCAAUUUGCUCCUGAAGACGUUCUCGGCUUGGAUCAUGCUGACAAGUCUGGAAAAACUCGAAUUGGUGCUGGAGGGGCAGGAUUGACGAUUCGAUAGAUCCAGUGUCUGGAUCUGUCGUGCCCAGAGCUUGUGCUCAUCUCACUUUCAUUUCACUUGUUGUCAACAUUGUACUUUUCUCCCCCUUAUAGCCAAUUCCUCAUUGCGAUUAGAUGUAUCAUCAAAUAUUCUCGAGGAAAAUACAAACAUUCAAGCUGUACAACGAAGUGCAAAAUCACCGACGCUUCUUAUUUUUUUUCUGCUACAAGUCAGACAGGCACGGAUUUCAAGCAGCGAGGCGUACAGAAGGUGUCGAUGGUGAAGUUACACUUUCGGUGUCACUGGUGGCACCACUCGGGACAGGAAGCGACAAGGGAGUUGGCUGCGAGGUAUUCUUCAAUGCUAUCACCGAGUGAAUGACUGCUACGAUUAUCUAUCCCAUAUUAGGCGACAUACCGAGGGCCUGCCUCGCCUCCUCAGAAGUCUCAUAGAGUGCGCGCAUUUUCUCGUUCGCGAUCAUCUCGUUCGCUGUAGGGAAGAUGACCUGGCCCCAUCCCUGCGCAAACGUGUUCGCCUCCGCCACGACCUCCAUAAUCUCUGCCUCGAGUUCCUUCUCUGCAGCAAGGAGACUGUUCCAUAGAUCAUCUCCUAUUGAGCCCUUCUGCAGCAGAUUCUGCAGCGCAGGCUUGUCUUCACGAAGCCGGAGGACACGUUGCACAUCGGCCAUGGCGCGACGCAGGAGCGCGGAUUUGAGCAACGGGUCGGAGGCAGGUGGAUCUGUUUUCUGGAGUAGAGUGACAUAUGUGUUCCGUUCUGCGUGCGUAGGAAAGUAGGGUGGUAAGGCCUUGACUGCAGACGCGUCAAGAACAGAUGAUUGACUCCCAGUUCAGACUACGAACCGGUCGCGUUUCUCCGAUAUGCGAAGACGCCAAGGCUCCAAAGACUAUGAUCAUGUAAAGAACGGGGGCAAGAACGGAGGACGCCAUGGCCGAAGGUCGAGGUGAAAGGCUACACUGUAUUGAUUAUAUGAUGUGGCCAGCGCACUGACCGGAGGUGAAGGCGCUGAGCAACAGAGACAAACAUUCGGGCCGGGUCGGAUCGCUACGGCUGUCAUUCCCCACACUCUACUACCAUGAUCAUAAAUGAUUACAUGCCCCAUGACAUUUUCGGUCUACUUCCUCGGAGGUCGGCUUCUUGUUGGACAGUAGGCUCGUGAUUAUCAUCGAACAGACACGCCCGUCUGUGUUUCUUGCCUUCCACCCUGCUUCUUCCCAGCCGCCAUGCUCCGAGCCCGCAUUUCGUCUCGCCAGUGGACCUUGAAUGGAUCCAAAAGAUUCGCGUCUACCAAGUCCCUCAAGGACACGUUGCGGGAGGUGAUACCCAAGAAGCAAGAACAGCUCAAGAAACUGAAAAUGCAACAUUCGCAAACUGUGGUUGGCGAAGUCAAGGUUGAAAAUAUCAUUGGGGGUAUGCGCGGGCUCAAGGCCAUGCUGUGGGACGCGUCGGUCCUCGAUCCCAACGAGGGAAUCCGCUUCCACGGACUCAGCAUCCCUGAUUGCCAGAAGGUUCUGCCGGCAGCUCCCGGUGGCAAGGAAAUCAUUGCAGAGAGUAUGCUCUGGCUCCUGCUCACCGGCGAGGUUCCGACUGAAGAGCAAACACGGGCCUUGUCUGCUGAAUUGGCGUCAAAGGGAGACUUGCCAGAGUUUGUGGAGAAGCUAGUGGACUCAUUCCCAGCGACUCUGCACCCCAUGACCCAACUCGGGAUGGGCGUGGCGGCUCUGAACCACGACAGCGUCUUCCAGAGUGCGUACGAAAAGGGGAUGAAGAAGUCCGAGUACUGGGAGCCCACUCUCGAAGAUUCGAUCAACCUCAUUGCUCGUCUUCCCGCCCUUGCUGCCCGGAUUUAUCGCAACGUAUACAAGCCUGGAACGCCGUUGCCCGCACUAAACCGAGAUUUGGAUUUGAUCGGCAACUACACCGCGCUCCUGGGCUAUGGCGACAACCAUGAUUUGACUGAGUACCUGCGACUGUACAUUGCGCUGCACGGCGAUCACGAAGGAGGAAAUGCUUCCGCUCACACCGCCCAUCUGGUCGGAUCGACGUUAUCCGACCCCUAUCUGUCGUAUUCGGCCGCUCUCUUUGCUCUGGCCGGACCGCUCCACGGUUUGGCUAACCAAGAGGUUCUGCGCUGGCAGCUCCUGAUGCAGGCCGAGAUCGGCAACGAUGUGUCCCACGAGCAAAUAAAGGAGUACCUCUGGAAGACGCUCAACAGCGGACAGGUCGUCCCCGGCUAUGGCCACGGCGUUUUGCGGAACCCCGACCCACGCUUCAUCGCGCUGCAAGAAUUCUGUGAAUCGCGUUCUGAUCUGCAGGACAGCCCGAUCAUCCAGCUCGUGAAGAAGACUUAUGAAGUGGCGCCGAAUGUGUUGAAGGAGCACGGCAAGACCAAGAAUCCGUACCCUAACGUAGACGCAACUUCGGGAUGUGUGCUCCACCAUUACGGUUUGACCGAAUUCAAGUACUACACCGUCAUCUUCGGAGUGUCGCGUGCGUUGGGAGCGUUGACUCAACUCGUUUGGGCACGGGCUUUGGGGCUUCCCCUUGAGCGGCCGAAAUCUCUGUCCCUGGAUGCAUUGGAAAAAUUGGUGUAGCAAAACCGCUGGGUAUAGCGUUAAAUAAUAAACAUGCGAAUCAGAAUCGUCCCCAGUUACGUGAAAGAAACGAGAAAUGUCAAUGGAAAGGGUGCUGCUAUUAUCUUUAAAAUCUUCUGCCUUGUUGCAUCUGCCCGGGCGGUGGACCCACCAUCCCAGGAGGCGGUCCUCGAUAUCCGUUGGGAGGCGGUGGUCCUCCUUGCGGUGGCGGCCUCAUCAUCGGCCCACCUUGAGGCGUCCCCUGGCGCGGCGGCCCUCCAGGUCCCGGCCCAUAUCCUUGCUGCGGCGGUCCAUAAGGCCCUUGUCCUGGUCCCGGCCCCGGCCCCGGCCCCGGCCGACCUUGCGAGGGAGGCGGUCCACGUGGUCCUGGGCCGGGCAUGGCCAUUCCCUGGGGAGGCAUACCCUGCGGCGGCAUUCCUUGCUGCGGCAUUCCUUGAGGCGGCAUUCCUUGAGGCAUUCCCUGAGGCCGUUGCAUUGGCAUUGGCAUAGGUGGUCCACCGGGUCCAGGGGGGCCUCGUUGCUGCUGAGGAGGGAAUCCACCAGGCGGUCCCCCAGGUCCAGGUCCAGGGCGCUGUCCUGGCGGCGGGAAUUGCCCGGGAGGAGGGCGGGGCCCACCUUGGAGCAUAGGACCUUGAGGGGGUGGGCCACCACCCAUCAUCGGUGGACCCGGCAUCGGUGGACCUUGCAUGGAUCCAGGUGGAGGAGGGCCUCCUGGACCAGGUGGAGGUCGCUGCUGUCCUUGAUUGGGCGGUCCACCCUGUCGCAAAGAGUUAUUCGAACGCGGAAGUGCAGCUCCAGGGCCAGGUGCAGAGGAUGGGCCAGGGUCUCGGAGGGAAACUGGAACUGGCGCGCUGGGAGGCGGUCCACCGGGGUUCUUGUCAGCAGCUUUCAUGAUUUCGUCACUGAUUCGGGAAUGACUGAGUCUGGCGUGGUUCAACGGGAAGUGUUACAAACGCACUCGAGGAGGUUCAAAGCGGCACAGAGCACUACCCAUUCCACGCAAUCCUCGUUACCUUCUCCGAGAGUCUGCCAUACGGCCUUUUCCUCCGGUGAUUUCCCUGUGAUGCUGAUGCGUGUGCCACCUCCGUUCGGGCCGGGAGGGUUCUUCUGGAUCUUGCCAAAUUCGAUCCGCUUGGGUGGGAUGUUGUGACCGGCGUAAGCGAAAUAGAACAUGCUCCAAAAUGCUGCAUUGGGAUUCGGUUUUGAGACCUGGAACAAGGGAAGAUCCGGCGAGUCUGGCGAAGGCAGAGAGAGCUUGUAAAUGGGAGAUAUAACACCUGUGUUGGCGAUGGACCAUUUCAGGUUCCGGGAAGCUUCGCAGCGCACGACACGAGAGGAAGUCCCUGAAUGACCAGGAUCGGACGCAGAGCCUUUGACUGGAUCCUUGGGACGAGGAGGGAAUAGUUUGGCGACGCAUAGAUCGCCUUGAGGGGAGGGGGUCAAGAGAUA